GUCUCUGGGCGCGGCCAUGUUGGAGGCUCCGGGCCCGAGUGAUGGCUGCGAGCUCAGCAACCCCAGCGCCAGCAGAGUCAGCUGUGCCGGGCAGAUGCUGGAAGUGCAGCCAGGAUUGUAUUUCGGUGGGGCCGCGGCCGUCGCGGAGCCAGAUCACCUGAGGGAAGCGGGCAUCACGGCCGUGCUAACAGUGGACUCGGAGGAGCCCAGCUUCAAGGCGGGGCCUGGGGUCGAGGAUCUAUGGCGCCUCUUCGUGCCAGCGCUGGACAAACCCGAGACGGACCUACUCAGCCAUCUGGACCGGUGCGUGGCCUUCAUCGGUCAGGCCCGCGCUGAGGGCCGUGCGGUGUUGGUGCACUGGUCUCUUUUUCAGUCAUGCAGGAGUCAGUCGAAGUGUGGCCAUAAUAACUGCUUUUCUCAUGAAGACUGACCAACUUCCCUUUGAAAAAGCCUAUGAAAAGCUCCAGAUUCUCAAACCAGAGGCUAAGAUGAAUGAGGGGUUUGAGUGGCAACUGAAAUUAUACCAGGCAAUGGGAUACGAAGUGGAUACCUCUAGUGCAAUUUAUAAGCAAUAUCGUUUACAAAAGGUUACAGAGAAGUAUCCAGAAUUGCAGAAUUUACCUCAAGAACUCUUUGCUGUUGACCCAACUACCGUUUCACAAGGAUUGAAAGAUGAGGUUCUCUACAAGUGUAGAAAGUGCAGGCGAUCAUUAUUUCGAAGUUCUAGUAUUCUGGAUCACCGUGAAGGAAGUGGACCUAUAGCCUUUGCCCACAAGAGAAUGACACCAUCUUCCAUGCUUACCACAGGGAGGCAAGCUCAAUGUACAUCUUAUUUCAUUGAACCUGUACAGUGGAUGGAAUCUGCUUUGUUGGGAGUGAUGGAUGGACAGCUUCUUUGCCCAAAAUGCAGUGCCAAGUUGGGUUCCUUCAACUGGUAUGGUGAACAGUGCUCUUGUGGUAGGUGGAUAACACCUGCUUUUCAAAUACAUAAGAAUAGAGUGGAUGAAAUGAAAAUAUUGCCUGUUUUGGGAUCACAAACAGGAAAAAUAUGAACAUGAUAUUUUAUAGCUUGGGAAGAAACUUGCAGAUGAUAUGUGCUGCCUUUGCUUCUUAUCAUUCAUGGCAGAUUGUUUGUGCUUUCAACAUUUCAUUUGAAAUGGGAGAAGAUAAAAUCACUUGAUGUAACCUGGAAACUAUGCUUUACAUGGCAAUCAAAGCCUUUUGAUCAUGUACAUUUUAUUUGAUAUUAAAAUCUUUUAUAACCAGAUACUGUCUGUGUUUCAUAUAUUUUUAAAAGUUUUGAUUGUUGGAAUGUUAUAUGAUCUUAAGGUCUGUAUAGACAA
Molecule: messenger RNA, 1343 nt
Organism: Homo sapiens (human)
Lineage: Eukaryota; Metazoa; Chordata; Mammalia; Primates; Hominidae
Gene: DUSP12
Product: dual specificity phosphatase 12
Exons: 6
Coding region: 420-1052 (210 amino acids)
Cellular component (GO): cytosol; nucleus
Molecular function (GO): protein tyrosine phosphatase activity; phosphoprotein phosphatase activity; phosphatase activity
Source: RefSeq, a predicted model, not a curated record